CAUGCACAGCCACCACUACGACAUCGUCAAGACACAUUCACAACCAUCACAACUAAGACGCAGAAAUGCAGUCCCUUCGAACUCGUCGCUCACAACGUGGGCCUCGCAAACCAAGGGAGGAAGGGGGUACAAAGCUCGCGAAGCCUGGUGCUGGACCUACCCCUCGACCACGACCCGAUUUGCGCAAGUCUCGAGUCGAUGACAAGAUUAAGAAACGUAUGUCGAUGCGAUAUGCAGACAUAUCAGGCCCGACAGACUUAAAUGUACCUGCGAUGCCAACUAUUGGAGCGGGUAUAGGGGCGAUACGGGUUUCCCCCCGAGGAAAAGAACGAGACGAAGAAUUAGUUGAUAUGGAAGAGGGAGGGAAUGAAAAAGAGCGGGGGAGGAUAUCUACGGAAGACGAUAAAAAGUUGUUGGACAAGUCAGACUUUGAUCCAGAUGCAUACCUCAAGUCGAAGUUAGCAAAUUCGACGGAAGCAGAGAUCAAAUCACUUCAAUCGUCUCUCCGCGAAUCAAAGGAAGAUACUGCUUCAGAAUUGCAACGGAAUGUCUUCAAGAAUUAUGCCGAAUUUGUCAACAUUUCUAAAGAAAUUUCAACCCUCGAGAAUGAGAUGCUGGAGCUUAAGGAGUCUCUAUCGGAGUACAAAUCGAUGCCUUCCAUGCUACACAUACCCGAUCCCACUACCUCCUCAUCCGCUCUCUCUACAUAUCGACGAUCUUCCGUCGCAGACCUACGGAUUAUGUACUUCAAUCAGAUGCAACAGCUACACACCCAGGUUGAGGGUUCCUCUAAACUCGCCCCCACAACGCCAGGCAGACAUAUUGUCAAUGAGACAGACGGGGUCCUUGCAUUGAAUACUGCGACAUACAAAGUUGUGGGAAAAGUGAAAUUCAUCAUUCUUGAUGACAUGGUUUUGGUUGCGAAGAAACGCAGGAGGACAGGUGGAGGGGAAAGUAGCUCAGGUCGGUAUGAUGGGAAGCUCGUUGCCGACAAGGCUUGGCCUCUGCAUGAAAUGUUAGUUCUGGAUACCAAAGAUUCGCCCAACAUGACGAAUGUGUUCAAAAUAAGGCAUGGGAAGGAAACGCAUGUCUAUCGUACAGAAACCCCCAACGAAAAGAAAUCAUUGUUGGCACAGCUACGGCAAGUCGGAGAGGAGUUAUCUGCCAAGCGACGGAAGGAACGUGAAGGCGAGCACGAAAGACGGAAGACGUUGUGGUCCGGCAAUGAGCGUAGUGCAUCGACACAAGAUUGGAUGGCUGAUUUAGCCGCUAAGGCCGGAGAGUCGUCUUCUCCUGCAUCCGAGGCGAAACAAAAGGCCGAGCGCGACACACGGUGGACAAAUGAUUGGGCUGACGAGCUCAAUGUGGCUAUCGCGCUGAAGGAGUGGGACAGAGCUGUCAAGCUGAUAGAAGAAGGAAAGGCAAAAGUAGCUGUUACACCACCUCUCGCAGCCAAGUUACCCCUUCUCACGAACCAGCUCACCAAUGCCCUUCUUGAUACGCUUUCGCAUGUCACGAAUAGAAAAACGGUGGUAGUGCAUUUAAUCUCCCUUUUGUUGCGAUUUGGGGCUGGCGGAGCAGCACGGACAACCUUUUUGAAAAUGCGUUCUCAGGUCGUGCAAAAUCUGGUACGCAAGAUCAAGUUUGAAGGACAUAUAGGAGCCUACGUGGCCGAUCUAGCAUUAGUUUAUUUCACGAGCAUCAAGCACACGGCAGAUUGGUUUUUGGCGAGCUUCAAGGAGAACGAGGUUGCUAGUAGUGAGUGUUGGUUGUCGACACAGGUGGAGAAUUAUGCCGAAAUAUUCAGGAAUCAGGUUUACACAGACGAGUUAGAACCCAAGGUCAUCGAAGAAGCGAUGAAAGUGACCUAUUCAUUGAGUAAAAAACUUCUGGAGGAAUAUGGCCUUGAUUUCCGCUACCUUCUGGAUGAACAGCUAAUAGAGAAGCCGAAGGAGGCACCUAAACCUGUCUCAACGUCCUAUUCCGCAGAGGGUCACCAGAUGUUACAAAGGCAUUCCAUGCAAAAGUCGGCAUCUUCACAACGCAAGCUUGUCACAGCCCCAAGUUCACUUUCGUUAACUCCAUCUACACCCCCUCUUGCCUCAAACCACUCAGAGCUAAGAAGAAUGAGUGCAACAACAUCUGCUUUCGCCUCGGGUUCUACACCAUUGUCUGAUACGCCUGUAUCCGCUUCAUAUUUGAGGUCACAACUUCAGGCUCCCAAUGUUGUGGGGCCUCGUGCUCGGACACCAACUACACCAACUGCACCCACACCAACUUCUCCCCAACCUCGGCGAACACCUCCACCACAAAGUAGUUCUGGACAACGGGAUUUGUCUGAACGAGAAAGACCGCCGCGGUCGGUAAGAGGCAGUCCUGCGCCCCCUCCUCGAUCACAGAAUCGACCGUCAUCGGUUCGCCCAACUCCAAUUGCGGUACCGCAGAGAGAUGGGAUGAUCUGA
Messenger RNA from Marasmius oreades (fairy-ring Marasmius), 2462 nucleotides. RefSeq lists its product as uncharacterized. Bases 66 to 2462 code for a protein of 798 amino acids. The record is from RefSeq and is a predicted model, not a curated record. NCBI's taxonomy places the organism in Eukaryota, Fungi, Basidiomycota, Agaricomycetes, Agaricales, Marasmiaceae. The transcript is spliced from 8 exons. Gene Ontology annotation, cellular component: exocyst. Gene Ontology annotation, biological process: intracellular protein localization; exocytosis; Golgi to plasma membrane transport.